Pezoporus flaviventris is the source of this 630-nucleotide messenger RNA. RefSeq names its product D site-binding protein-like. Gene Ontology annotation, biological process: regulation of transcription by RNA polymerase II. The transcript is spliced from 4 exons. Gene Ontology annotation, molecular function: RNA polymerase II cis-regulatory region sequence-specific DNA binding; DNA-binding transcription factor activity, RNA polymerase II-specific. The coding region runs from base 1 to 630 and encodes 209 amino acids. Lineage: Eukaryota; Metazoa; Chordata; Aves; Psittaciformes; Psittacidae. The record is from RefSeq and is a predicted model, not a curated record. Gene Ontology annotation, cellular component: nucleus.
AUGCCGAGGGAUCGGCGGCAGGUUCGGAACGGGAACGGGGACGGGGACGGGGACGGGAACGGGAACGGGAACGGGGACGGGAACGGGGACGGGAACGGGAAAUGGACGCCCCCCCCCGGUGCCUUCGGGGGGCCCCCCCCGUGGGAGCGCGGUUCCGGGGCCCCGGAGCUGGAAUACGUGGAUCUGGACGAGUUCCUGCGGGAGCACGGGCUCCCCCCGAGCCCCGCCGCCGCCGCCCCCCCUCCCCGGUGCCCUCCCACCCCCCCGGUGCCGGGGGAGCCGCCGCUGGAGGGGGAGGCGCUUGGGGGGGGACCCCCCUUCGACCCACGGCGGCUCCGGUUCUCGCAGGACGAGCUGCGGCCCCAGCCCAUCGCCAGGAAGGCGCGGAAGGUGCACGUGCCCGAGGAGCAGAAGGACGAGCGGUACUGGAGCCGGCGCAGCCGCAAUAACGCGGCGGCGAAGCGCUCGCGGGACGCGCGGCGGCUCAAGGAGAACCAGAUCUCGGUGCGCGCGGCCUUCCUGGAGCGGGAGAACGCGGCGCUGAGGCAGGACGUGGCCGCGGCCCGCAGGGAGCUGGCGCGAUUCCGGGGGCUCCUGGCGCGCUACGAGGCCCGGCACGGGGCGCUCUGA